This is a messenger RNA of Insectozyma verbasci, 2547 nucleotides long. Lineage: Eukaryota; Fungi; Ascomycota; Pichiomycetes; Serinales; Debaryomycetaceae. The record is from the annotation of a GenBank genome assembly.
AUGUUUACUACUUUUAACUUAGAAUAUACUUAUUUAAUAGAUCCAAAAUUAUUAAAUAAUCAAAUUAUUACAUAUUUCGAAACGAAUAAAUUAUGGACACUACAGUCAUCAAAUAAAUUAAAUUACAAAAUUAUAGACAACUUUGAAAAACUUCAGUCAAUAUUUAACGAAAUUAACACAAAUUAUGCAAAUUCAAUUAAGUUGCAAAUUACAAAUAAAUCAAUCAAUGUAAGAAUAGAAGGUUCUUCAUCUUUCAUUAAUAAUUCAAAGUUGCAAAUCUUAAAGCAGUUCAAUGUUGUCAAUUUUAAGACCUUAUAUAUUUCAAAUGCCGAGUUCAUGAAAAUAAAUGAAUUGUUCACUUCUGAAUUAGCUAAAUUAAGUUCAAGAUUCAAUGUUGAUAUAAUUAUAAACAAUUCUAAAAUGAAUAGUAGUUCUAUCUUAGAUAAUUUUUAUGCUGUCCACAUAUUAGGAAAUCAAGAUAAUAUAAAUAAAUGUGAAUUAGAGUUACGAAUACUAAUCGAUUAUUAUUUAAAUGAUUUUUAUAUCGAUUGUUUCAAUGUUGAAUUAUCCAUGAUUCCAAUAUUAGGAGGUAUUGAUUUAUUCAAUUUUAAUCAAAUUUCAAAACAGACAAAAUGUAACAUUUACAUACCUGAUUUACUUUCAAAUAUAUACAAUUCGAGGAUCGUGAAAAAUACUAAAUAUUGUCAAAUUUGGUUCACGCUGAAACAUUUAACUGAUAUAUUACUAAUCAAACAUAUAAUUAGUAAAUUAUUUGAAAUUAAACAUGAGCUAAUUAUAAAAGAAGUUACAGUAACGGAGAAAUUAGAAUUAAUUAUAUUGAAUAAUCAAAAAGAUAUUAUGAAUUUAAUGUUUAAAUAUGGUGUGUUUAUACAAUUGCCAAACUUAGGCGAUACUGAGAGUAGUAUUAUUGUACAAGGUUGCUCACAAGAUUUGAUUGAUGAUUGUAUAAAUGAGUUAAUUUUACUAACUACACAAUAUUAUAAACUUGAAGGAAUGGGAACAGUAUGUGAGAAUUCGAUUGUUGGUAAAUCAUGUAUUUUAAGUCAAGAUGGAGAUCGAGUUCAAAUAAUUGGUUCCCGAGAAGAUAUUAAAUUUUUAAUCAGUUCAAAUUCAAUCAUCCUUUCUAAUCCCAAAUUAACUCUCGAAUUAGGUCAAGAUCAAAAGGAUUUCAUUAGUGGUAAAAAAAAUGGUAAGAUUAUGAAAAUAUUAAAUCAAUUACAUAAUGUUCCUAGUAUCAAAUUCAAACCAUUUAAUGAAUUUAAUUUUAAUAUCAUUCUUGAAAGUUGUUCAAAUAAUAUUGUUCUUUAUAAUUUAUUAGAAUUGAUUGAAUUGGAAUUACCUAGUGAAUUAAAAUUCAACAUUCCAGAAGUAUUUCAUAAACUGAUUAUAGGUAAUGGUGGAUCUAUAAUUCAAUCAAUAAUGAAGAAAUAUAAUGUGUUUAUAAAAUUUGAAAGUGAGAGAAAACACAACAAAAUUACAAAUAUUUCAUUCAAAAGGAACAAUAAUGUCCUAAUUAAAUGUCCGAUGAAAAAUUCCAAGAAUAUAAACCUUGUAAAAUGUGAAAUAGAUCAAUUGGUUUAUAAAUGUUGUAUGAGUCAAAUUACAAAUGGUAUAACUACAAUUUAUAGCCUGAUAAAGUUUCAGUUAUUAAAGAGUCAUUAUUUGAUGUUGAUUAAUAAUAAUAAAUUGAAUUUAAUAUAUCGUAUUGAAGAUGAUUAUUCAACAUUUAUAAAUUUCCCAACUAAUUUAAACGAAUUUAAUGACAAGAAUGAUUUAAUAAUAGAUAUAAAAGGAUCAGAAUCAAAGAUUAAAUAUUGUGCAAAGCAAUUGAAAAAUAUAUUGCCAUUAAAUUAUGAAUUUAAAAUAACCAUUAAUCAAUUGAAAUUUAAACAAUUAUUUGAAUUAAAUAAGCAAAAGUUUAUUGAUACGAUAAUAAUACCAUUUAAGAUCAUAUUCGGUAUUGAAGUUUUAAUUAACGAGGUUCCAAUAAACCAAAAUAAUUCCAGUUCUCAAGAUUUGAAUUAUCAUCAGAUUAUAAUUUCAUAUUUCAAAGAAGAAAAUAAUUAUUUAAAUAUUGCUAUUGAUUCUUUAACUCAUUUUCUUCGAGAUAAUGGUUUUUUAAUUUAUGAAAAGGGUGAAAUUGAAUUUAAUCCAUUAAUUGAACCAACUAUUAGUUCAUCUCCAGUAAAAAUUAACAACCAAACUUUUACAUCACCAAUGCCAUUAAGAUCAAUUACAAAUUUUGUUGAAUUAAACAACUUGUCACCUAAUAAGAAUAAAAUAAUUCAACAAACCUCACCAGUUAAAUUAUCACCUAUUAAAAUGAUGAAUUUGAUGCAAGGUCAAGCAACACCAAAUAAACAACAACAACAACAACAACAAAGUUAUAAUAUGUAUCAACUGCCUACUAAACAACAAUUAUAUAUGUCAUCACCUACUAAAUAUAAUAAUUUACAACUGCCAAUUAAGAAGAAACAAUUAUUACUGCCGGUUAAAUUAAAUUUGUCUCAAGUAUAUAAUAUAUAA